AAUGGGGAUUUUAAUGCGUCCACCGUGCCCGUGCGGGCACUCAUUAUAAAAAUGGAAUUGCCCUUCGACAGCAACAGCUCGCCCGUUUACGAGCUCGUAAUGGUCGUGCAAUUCUUUCAGCUGUUGUCGAACGCCUGCGCUAUCGACGUGCUGAACGCUUUAAUCUUGACGUUGAUACUUCACGUCGGCGGUCAGAUCGAUAUCUUGCGAGAGUGGUUAACGAACGUUUUCUCCAAAGACAACAUAUAUGGUAUGACAGAAAUCACAAUGAAGAAUGUCAUUGGGAAACAUCAGAAAAUCAUUAUGUUCUCCGAGAGUGUCGAGAGUCUCUAUUCUUACAUCGCGCUGAUGCAAUUUGUGUCGAACACUUUGAUUAUUUGCUCCAUAGGCUUUGUCAUUGCCUCUUCAUUGGGCAGCCCAGAUAUUGCCACGAUACUGGUAAAGACCCUGCUGUUCUACAUCGUCAUGAAUCUCGAAGCGUUCAUAUUCUGCUUCGCCGGGGAAUACUUGAGCACUAAGAGCCUGUACAUCGCAGACGCGGCUUACGAGUCCCUCUGGUACGACAUGUGUGUGAACGAGAGCCGGCCGAUUACGUUCUUGAUACUGAGAUCCCAAAAGCGAUUAACGAUCACAAUUGGAAAGGUCAUGGAUCUCUCACUGGGACGUUUCGCUAGCAUCGUAAAAGCCUCGGCAUCCUACGUGUCGGUGCUGCUGGCUAUGUCCUGA
Messenger RNA from Dinoponera quadriceps, 726 nucleotides. RefSeq names its product odorant receptor 4-like. NCBI's taxonomy places the organism in Eukaryota, Metazoa, Arthropoda, Insecta, Hymenoptera, Formicidae. Gene Ontology annotation, molecular function: odorant binding; olfactory receptor activity. Bases 52 to 726 code for a protein of 224 amino acids. The record is from RefSeq and is a predicted model, not a curated record. The transcript has 5 exons. Gene Ontology annotation, biological process: detection of chemical stimulus involved in sensory perception of smell; sensory perception of smell. Gene Ontology annotation, cellular component: plasma membrane.